GACCAAUAGUCUGGGUCCACAGUCACGCUGCCAUGGCGCACAGCACGCCGACAUGAGCCAGCCCAUUGUGGUGCCGGGAGGACCUCCGGUGAACAUCAUCCUCUUGGGCCCACCCGCAGGCGGGAAGGGCACCCAGGCGAACUUCUUGGCGGAGCGCUUCGGCAUGGUCCACAUCUCCACGGGUGACUUGCUGCGGGCGCGGGCCAAGUUCCUACCCUCCUUGGCCGAGUACCUCUCCAGUGGACGCCUUGUCCCGGAUGACGUGGUGGUCUCGAUGCUCAAGGAGCGGCUCGCGGACAGCGACUGCUCCCGUGGGGUCCUGCUGGACGGAUUCCCCCGCACCCGCGCCCAGGCGGAGUCAUUGGAGAAGGCCGGCGUGAACAUUUCCGCUGUGAUCCAUUUGAAGGUGGCGGACGAGGUGGUGAUCGAGCGCAUCGCCGGGCGCCGCAUCGACCCGCUGAGCGGGAAGAUCUACCACGUCAAGGACAACCCCCCGCCGCCGGACGUGGCCCGUCGCGUUAUCCAGCGUGAAGACGAUACGCCUGAGAAGAUUCGCACCCGCCUGGUGACCUACCACCAGGAGCGUGAUGCUAUCCUGGACUUCUGCGGGAACCGGGUGAAGACCAUCCACGUGGGCGACGGCUCGCCAGAAGCACUUCCAGCAGACGUCCGGCCCAUGUGUGUCUUCGAUGAAGUCCGCAAGGCGCUAGAAGGAGACGCCUACUGGGGCUCGGUGAUCCGAUCAGAACUCAUUGCCAAGGCCUUCGAGUGCGGCACAUCCUCCAGCACCAUGGUCAGCUUGGCGCGGUUCUUCGAGCACGCGCGCUUCAGGCUGGUGCAGAAGGGCUGCUUAGCGGAUGCUGCUGCCAGCUCCGCGCAGGUGGUGCUGCGGUCGCAGAGCCUGCAGCUGGCCAGCACCUUGCAGCCCUUGGUCCACUACGAUCUCAGGACAUGGCUCGAGGAGGUGCGGAUGCAUUCGGUGCUGCUGGGCCACACCAUCUCGCGGCGUUCUUUGCGAGGCACCGAGACGGUGGCGGACGGCUGGGCGACGCUGGUCUUCCUCGACGGCCGCGGGAGGGCCAUGGAGGUGCCGGGCGCGGCUCAACUCCAAGACCUGGCCAUGAGCCGAGCGCCGAAGAGCUCGCGGACGAACCCGCCCAAGGCGUCCAAGACCCUGCCUGCGUCCAGCCAGGUGGCUGCGGAGCGGAUGGGCGAUGCACCCGGCAACUGCUGGCACCACGACAGCUGCGUGGCCGCGGUGGAUGUGGACUUGCGCGGGCGUGUGCACGAGGCAUCCUGCCUUGCCUACAUGGACCGCUGGCGCUUCCUUGCCGCGUGCAACGGCGGGUACCCACCAGAGCUGGAGAUGAGCAUCCUGCGGGCGCGCACUCGCCAGGCCUACGUGGCCUACAUGGGCUAUGCCGCAGCUGGCGACCGGAUCCAUGUACGAUCCUGGGCCAGAGCCACAGAGGAGGGCAUCUUGCUGGCCUUCGACGCCGCGAAGGACAGCAGCAGCCUGCUGCAAGGGUGCCUCCUGCUCAGCCAGGAGGACUUGAGCAAGUUGUGAGAGCGCCAGGCCGGAGGUCCAAAGCCAUCCGCGCGAACGGAUCCGAUCUGCGCGCCAGCGACUCGGAGGUCCCGUCCGGCCGAAAGGCCGCGGCAAAAACCGGGCCGCCGGAUCGAUCCGGCCGAAACGCCGCGGCGGAAAAAGGG
Molecule: messenger RNA, 1713 nt
Organism: Effrenium voratum
Lineage: Eukaryota; Dinophyceae; Suessiales; Symbiodiniaceae
Source: the annotation of a GenBank genome assembly